UCAUCAUGAAUGGGAUUGGGACAUUGACUUGGGGUUGGGGAAGUGAAACUUACCUUAACAACAGAAACAGACACGCAUAAACAAGACGCUAGCACAGUUCACGAUAUGAAUUGAUCGAUGUAGAUACGCACGAUACAAUAUAAAUAUUAAUAUAAAAUAUUAUAUUAAUAGUCGUUGAAGACCAUUUGACGAACAUGGUGCAAUUUGACGAAGUAAAUAAAAUAAUGGACGAGAUGAUGAAGAUGACGAUUUUCAAACCAUCUGAGAAACGUCGAAUGCUGGAGGAUGAGAAGAAAGCUUUUCCAGAUCCAAAUUUAAUUAUGGACGCGAGGCAUCGAAUAUUUCGUGAAAAUUUCAACAGUUUUCAAACAAAAUCCUUUAUAUUAGCAGAAGCUCGAAAAUUAUUAACCAAAGAUGAAAUGAGGGAAUUGCAAUUAAAGAAAGAACAGGCUUUCAUGGAAAAGGAAUUACGCAAAUUUGAGGAAGACUUGCAAAAGUCUCGUCCAAAAUUUUAUGGACCAUGCAGCAGAAAAAAUCUAGUUAGUUCGAAUGACGAAAACUUUUGGAGAACACCUAGUAGAGUUAAGAGAGCCUUUAUUAAUGAAAAAAGAAGCAAAACAGCGGAGCGAAAGAGCAUCGUUCAAAAGAAAAUCAAACAAGCAUUCGUGGAAGUUUCUUCUGUUGAAUCGAAAAAAUCCAAGCAAUCUUCGAUAAAUAAGAUCGAGGGGAAAUCUUUCGGCAACAUCAGGGUCACUAUCAAGGAUAAACCAAGCUACGAAUCGGAGGAGCAUCGAUUAAACGUUCUGAGAUCAUGCUUCGAGGCUCUUCGUGAGAACGCACGGAACAAGCAACGUCUUCGUGAGAUCAAGAUGAAUAUUCAGAGUAUCACAUCUCGAAGAAACUUAAAAUCAUGCAUCCGUGUAUGGAGGGCGCACGUUGAGAAGGUGAAGACUCGGCGAGAACGCGAGGCGGAAAAUUCCGACGUUCGUAAAAUCGAGGUCCUUAUCGACACCAUCACGGAAACGCAAAAGGAAUUGACCAAGUACCAGAGAGCAGAGUCCAAAAGAUUUCUUCCGAAUGCGAGGGACUCCGAGAUGAGGAAGAAGACUCCUGCCAGGCCAUUCGUCAUCGAGUCGCCAGCGCAAAGUCGACUAAACGCUCAGAAAGAGAUCAUCCACAAGCAGAGAAUGAAAUUGGCCGAGCAGAGCAAGAUCAUCGAGGAACUGAAGUUGAAGCAAGUGCAAGAGGAGAUAACCAGAGCCGGCGAAGAGACGGUGAACGCAGCCAAGGAGACCUUGACGCAUUGCGGUCAGCAGACUAGGAGAACUCUGAUACAACUGAUGAGACAAGCAGGCUACAGGGACAAGUCUUUAACGGCGCCUGUACGGGUACCAAGUCCACCUAGAUUUCUAGCGAGGAUGGAAGCGCGAGCGGAAGCGAGGAGAAACAGAAUAAAAUUGCGUGAAGAAGCACGGCUGAAGAAACUGGAGGACGAGAAGAGGAAAGUAGAAGCCGCCAGAAGAGAAGAGGAGCAAGAGAGGAGAAGAUCGCAACAAGAGGCCUUGCGCGAAGCCAAGAGAAUUCGCGAGGAACGGGAGCAGCAACGAAUGUGCGAAAUGGAAAGAUGCAAGAGACUGAAUGCCAUGGUGGAAGAAUUUUAUCGCAAGCAUUUGCUACGACGAUACAUAAUGGAACCGUUCAUCGCACUCGUUGAAAUCAAGAAUAAUUACAUAAAUAAAGCUGAGGACCACUACAAACGAUGUUUACUGAAAAAAGCAUUCGUGAGAUGGAAGAUGGAAACAGAACGGCAAAGUCAAAUUAAAAUUGAAUUAGCUGUAUCAUUGUACAACAGAAAUUUAUUGUGGUACGCGUUGCAAGAUUGGAAGGAAAUGGCGAGAGAGGAGAGACGAAAAGAGCAAGUGGCUAAGGACUUUUCCGACAUGAGAUUACAAAAUAAAUGCUUCAAACUGUGGAAGAUAAGAACUAUGGAAUAUAAGGCAGAGCGAUUGAAAACUGAACGUUUAGCAUUGGAACAUUAUGAGGAAAGAUUGAAAGCAAGAUACUUCAACAUGUGGAAAAGAUAUCCAAGGAUAGUGCCAGAUAUUUUGGAAAGUGAACGAAUAAAAAAUACGUGGCGGGAAAUAGUGCAAGAAGUAAUUCCGGACUUCGAUCCUAGACAAAGAGGCGUCAUAUUAGAAGACUAAAGUAACGAAUUUAAAGAUAACAUAGACUUAAUACUGUACGACAAUCGUUGGCCUCGUAUCAGAAUGAGGUAUAGAGAGUAAGCCUUAUUCUUCUAACUACACCUAAGAUAAAGCAUUUUUUUAUACAGAAUAAAAUGUAAAUUGUUAUACUCUACAUUUGUAUUUAGAUCCUUUUUUUUACUUUGGACUUAGUUCAGUAUCCAUCGUAAUCGAUUAGUAUAUGUAUAAUUCAUUACAUUACUUAUACAAUGGCCACUUUAUCACAGUUACAAUAAAUAUACAAAUGGUAUGCACAA
Messenger RNA from Nylanderia fulva, 2500 nucleotides. RefSeq lists its product as uncharacterized. The record is from RefSeq and is a predicted model, not a curated record. Lineage: Eukaryota; Metazoa; Arthropoda; Insecta; Hymenoptera; Formicidae.